This is a messenger RNA of Rotaria sordida, 1190 nucleotides long. The record is from the annotation of a GenBank genome assembly. NCBI's taxonomy places the organism in Eukaryota, Metazoa, Rotifera, Eurotatoria, Philodinida, Philodinidae.
UGAUGCAUCAGGUAUACUUGUUUGACAAGAUGUACCUGCAGAAGAUUCCUUUUAUGGUUAUAAAGUUGAAUUAGAUGCUGAUAAACAAUUACGAUUACGUCAUAAUAAUAGAGGACGAAUGAUUUAUCACUAGUUCCAAUAAUAAAUGUAGAUUUAUCUAUAAAAUGGCUAUCGACUAUUGAAAAAAAACUUUGAAUCUAAAAUUCACUUUGAACAUGAAUUAAAAGCAAUGAUUGAUUUUCUUUCAUUUCAUCCAUCAAUUAUUAUUUGGGAUUAUUUAAUGAACAAUGGGGUCAAUAUGAUUCAAUAUGUUUAGAAAACAUGGUUGCAGAUCAAGAUUGUUUAAUCAAUACUGCUAGUGGAUGGCAAGAUCGAAUAGGUAUUGAACAUAUCAGAGAUAUCCAUGAUUAUACAAAAUAGAUUUUAUUAUCAUCAUUUGAUGAAAUUUUCUUGGAGUUGUAAUCAUUAUUUAAUGACAUAUGCAUUCAAAUAAUUUAUUCUUAAUCGUUCACUACGUUUAUCAGCUAUGAUUUAUACACAAUUAUCUGAUAUUGAAAAUGAAUCGAAUGAAAUUUUAACAUGUAAUCGAUAAGGAAUUAAAUCUGUGGCUCCGCAAGUCAUACGUAUACUAAGAAAUCUUUUUUAUAAUACAAUACCGCAAAAACAUUUUUAGAUAUUUAUAUACAUUCUAUACCAUCAUUAGACGAUAAUGAAGAUAAAUCUUCUAUACAUAUCAAUGCUUUCUGAAUAAUUUAUGCAUAUUUAUUGAUUUAAAUAAAUAUAUAAUGUUUUAUUUGACAAUGAAAAUAUUUCUUCUUUUACGUUAUCGAGAAGUAGAGUUGAUAUUCUAUUACAACGUAGUGCUCUUGUUGAUUCAGUACCAUUUGGGAAACGAGCUGAAAAUAAUAAAAUAGCUGGUUCAACACCAUUAAUUGAUGCAACUAAAUAUAAUCAUCCUGAAUGUGUUAAACAUUUAUUAGUACAUCAUGCUAAUCCAAAUCAUAAAAAUCAUUCGAGUAUAUCAGCAUUAAUACUUGCAGCUGAACUAGGUUAUUUUGAAUGUGUUAAAUUACUUGUACAAGCUGGAGCUGAUCUAAAAUUAGCACCAAAUGGUAAGAAUAAUUCUCUAGAAAACUUUAGGGGUUGUUAUUUUUUUAUAACAUUUAUAAAAUUAAUUGAUUUAUUUCUAG